AAUGGAUAGAUAGAGAUUUUGGAGUCUUGUGGCUUCUGAACAGAAUCACACAGUCCACAUGAACAAACCAAACUGAGAACACUAAUUUCCCACAUCACUCUUUAACAAUAGAAGAACAAGGAAAGAAGAUAAUGGUGGUGGCAUGUGAAACAUGAAGAGGAUUCUAUUAUUAUGCAUCUUCAAUGGCAUCAUUAUGUCAUAAUGCCUUUUCAUUUUCACAUACCAAACUUUUCCCUAUCAUGUUAAAGCCAUCUUUCAGAUGCUCCUCCAUUACUACUCAUUCCACACCUUCCUACAAUUCCCUUGUUUUUGAGACUGUUAGGCUAUUGGGUCCUCCAGCGAAAUUUGAAGCUUCGAAACUGAAGGUUGUUCUAUUGGAAGAUCAGAUAAACAGAUAUGCAAGUAUUAUUCCAAGAACCUACAUUCUAUCCCACUGUGACUUAACAGCUAAUCUCACUUUAGCUGUUUCCAAUAUCAUCAAACUCGAGCAGUUGAGAGGGUGGUACCAAAAGGAUGAUGUUGUAGCUGAAUGGAAGAAGGUGAAAAAUGAAAUGUGCCUACAUGUUCAUUGCUUUGUUAGUGGUCCUAAUUCCUUCCUAGAUCUCACUGCUGAAUUUAGAUAUCACAUUUUCUCCAAGGAAAUGCCUUUGGUACUCAAAGCAAUUCAAUGCGGAGAUUCUGCACUUUUCCACGAGCAUCCAGAAUUGCUGGAUUCUAUCGUUCGAGUAUAUUUCCAUUCUAGCUCAAAAAUAUACAACAGAAUGGAAUGUUGGGGGCCUUUAAGGGAUGCAAUGGAGGGAAGACGAGGCGAUCAGUUACAAGGGUUGAUAAACAGAGAUCGUCCUCCUGAAGAAUGGAGAAGUCCAAUGUCCACAUUCCAAGCUCUUUUUGCUUUUCUUCUUUCAAAUGUAUUACUGGUAACUUGGUUGAUUUGCUUAUAUCCCGAUUCUUUCCUCAGCUAGAGCUUUGGGUGGGUUUAGACGAAGCAGAAGUCAGGUUGCAAAAAUGACUGUAAGAGGAAAUUGUAAAAUUGCACAAAAACACAUUACUUGUGCAAUAAAGGAAAAUUCAUUUUAUGAAUUAUGUAAUUAUUAAGCAAAGGAAUUAACAGAUUGGAUUCAAUCCCACUCAAAGAUAUGGCCUUGAUUUUAGUUUUUCAGUCUUAUUUUCUAUAAUUGAUUUGUGCUUAAGAUUUGUAUUCAUUGAUGUGCCACUUAUCAAAUGCAAGACACUUUACCCGGAUCACCUGUAGUUGCCAAAGUGC
Molecule: messenger RNA, 1264 nt
Organism: Vicia villosa (hairy vetch)
Lineage: Eukaryota; Viridiplantae; Streptophyta; Magnoliopsida; Fabales; Fabaceae
Product: magnesium dechelatase SGRL, chloroplastic-like
Exons: 5
Coding region: 183-962 (259 amino acids)
Source: RefSeq, a predicted model, not a curated record